GGCAGGCUCAGUCUUUCGCCUCAGACGCGAGCGGUAGCUGGCAGUCAGUCGUUCGCGCUCCGGCAUCUCCAUUAUCCGUGGCGGCCAUCAACGUCUCUCGGAUCCCCCUUGCCUCAUCUGCACUACUCGUCCCCACACCCUCCGCGGUCGUAACCCGCCAUCAUGGUGAAGCUUGCAAAGGCCGGUAAAAAUCAAGGUGACCCCAAGAAAAUGGCUCCUCCCCCGAAGGAGGUAGAAGAAGAUAGUGAAGAUGAAGAAAUGUCAGAAGAUGAAGAAGAUGAAAGCAGUGGAGAAGAGGUUGUCAUUCCGCAGAAGAAAGGCAAGAAGGCUACACCUCCAGCAAAGAAGGUUGUUGCCCAAACAAAAAAGGCUGCAGUGGCCACACCUGCCAAGAAAGUAGCUGUUACUCCAGGCAAAAAGGCGGCAGCCACCCCAGCCAAGAAGACCGCUACACCAGCGAAAGCAGUUGCAGUGUCUGGCAAGAAGGGAGCCACACAGGGGAAAGUAGUGGUAGCAACUCCUGGUAAAAAGGGUGCUGUCACUCCUGCCAAGGGAGCAAAAAAUGGUAAAAACGCCAAAAAGGAAGACAGUGAAGAGGAGGAGGAAGAUGAUGAGGAAGAGGAGGAUGAUGAGGAAGAGGACGACAGUGAUGAGGAAGAGGAGGAGGAUGAAGAAGAGGAUGAAGUUGAGCCAGUAGUGAUGAAAACAGCUGCUGCUGCUGCCUCAGAGGAUGAGGAGGAUGAAGAGGAGGAGGAUGAAGAGGAGGAGGAGGAGGAUGAUUCUGAGGAAGAAGCUAUGGAUACUGUACCAGCUAAAGGAAAGAAAGCACCUGCAAAAGCUGCUCCUGUAAAAGCCAAGAGUGUGGCUAAGGAAGAAGAUGAAGAAGAGGAUGAAGAUGAUGAUGAUGACGAGGAUGAAGAGGAAGACGAUGAUGAGGAAGAAGAGGAAGAUGAAGAUGAGGAAGAAGAGGAAGAAGAGCCUGUUAAAGAAGCACCUGGCAAAAGAAAGAAGGAAAUGAGCAAACAGAAGGAAGUUCCUGAAGCCAAGAAACAGAAAGUGGAAGGCUCAGAACCAACCACACCUUUUAAUCUGUUUAUUGGAAACCUGAAUCCAAACAAAUCUGUUCCAGACCUAAAAGCUGCCAUCAGUGAACUUUUUGCUAAAAAUGAUCUUACUGUUGUGGAUGUCAGAACUGGUACAAACAGGAAAUUCGGUUAUGUGGAUUUUGAAUCUGCUGAAGACCUAGAAAAAGCAUUGGAACUCACUGGCUUAAAAGUCUUUGGCAAUGAAAUUAAACUAGAGAAACCCAAAGGAAGAGACAGUAAGAAAGUUCGUGCAGCAAGAACACUUUUGGCCAAAAAUCUCUCCUUCAACGUUACUCAGGAUGAUUUGAAAGAAGUGUUUGAAAAUGCCAUGGAAAUCAGAGUAGUCAGCCAUGAUGGGAAAAGUAAAGGAAUUGCUUAUAUUGAAUUUAAGACAGAAGCUGAUGCAGAGAAAGCCUUUGAAGAAAAGCAGGGGGCAGAAGUCGAUGGACGAAACAUUGCCCUGCAUUAUACUGGAGAAAAAGGACAGAGGCAAGAAUUCAAAGGUGAAUCAAAAACUCUGGUUUUAAGCAACCUCUCCUACAGUGCAACAGAAGAAACUCUUCAGGAAGUAUUUGAGAAGGCAACUUUUAUCAAAGUGCCUCAGAACCCAAAUGGCAAACCUAAAGGGUAUGCAUUCAUAGAGUUUGCUUCAUUUGAAGAUGCUAAAGAAGCUUUAAACUCAUGCAAUAAAAGGGAAAUUGAGGGCAGAGCUAUCAGGCUGGAGUUGCAAGGACCCAGGGGAUCACCUAAUGCCAGAGGACAUGCAUCCAAAACUCUGUUUGUCAAAGGUCUGUCUGAGGAAACCACUGAAGAGACCUUAAAGGAAUCAUUUGAGGGUUCUAUUCGUGCAAGAAUAGUAACUGACCGGGAAACGGGGUCCUCCAAGGGGUUUGGUUUUGUAGACUUCUACAGUGAAGAAGCCGCCAAGGAGGUCAUGGACGCCAUGGAAGAUUGUGAAAUUGAUGGAAACAAAGUUACUUUGGACUGGGCCAAGCCCAAGGGUGAAAGUGGCUUCGGGGGUCGAGGUGGAGGCAGAGGAGGCUUUGGAGGACGAGGCAGAGGAGGCCGAGGCGGAUUUGGCCGAGGUGGCCGGGGCGGUUUUGGAGGCCGGGGAGGCUUCCGAGGAGGCAGGGGAGGAGGAGGAGGAGGUGGAGACUUCAAACCACAAGGAAAGAAGACGAAGUUUGAGUAGUUCCUUCUGUUCCUGUGUUUCCCUCUUCCAUUUGAAAGAAAGGACUCUGAGGUUUUUACUCUGUUACCUGUUUAAUGACAGAGCCUUCUGAGGACAUUCCAAGACAGUGUGCAGCCUGUGGUCUACUUGGAAUCCAUAGAGAUUACAUUUCAAGAGAGAUACCCUGUUGGUUUUGACUGGAUAUUCAUAUAAACUUUUUAAAGAGAUGAGUGAUAGAGCUAACCCUUAUCUGUAAGUUUUGAAUUUAUAUUGUUUCAUCCCAUGUACAAAACCAUUUUUUUCCUACAAAUAGUUUUUUUUUUGUGUGUGUUGGGGUUGUAAAAGAAAGAAUGUUUUAUCAUGA
Messenger RNA from Dipodomys spectabilis (banner-tailed kangaroo rat), 2620 nucleotides. RefSeq names its product nucleolin (gene Nucleolin). Gene Ontology annotation, cellular component: cytosol. Bases 163 to 2277 code for a protein of 704 amino acids. Lineage: Eukaryota; Metazoa; Chordata; Mammalia; Rodentia; Heteromyidae. The record is from RefSeq and is a predicted model, not a curated record. The transcript has 14 exons. Gene Ontology annotation, molecular function: mRNA binding.